AUGGCAAGUUAUUCUGUUGUUUCGCGAGCAGAUUCAUCUUCUACUACUGACAGGGCUGAGACAAAAGUUUUGAAACAAUUUUUCGAAAAUUUGGUUACAAAUUCAAAGAAUAACUGGUCAGCAUGUUGUCAAUUAUAUAAACAAACGAUUUCCGAUAAAAUUCAAACAACAUCUAAUUUCAACAGGCAUUUAAGACGAGCACAUGCUAGUGAAUAUACUCAAUGGCUAAACAGCAAAUAUGCGAAACCCAGUCAACCAAACAUAGAUGAUAUUUUUACGACGAAAAUCAAAUAUGAUGAUAGACAUGAACGUCAAAAAGCCAUCAGUAAUUCAAUAAUACAAGAUUUAAUUGGGGAUAUGCGUAUGCCCUUAAAUAUUGUAGAACGAACUGGUUUUAAGAAUUUCAUGAAUAAACUUGAUCCUAAAUAUUCUAUCAUUAGUCAUCGAAUAAUAACUCGUGAUAGAAUUCCAAAAAUGUAUGAUGCAAUGCUAAAAAAGUUAAAAGUCAUAUGCAAUAAUGUCUCUAUAACGUUGGAUUUGUGGUCUGAUAGACGUUUAAGAUCGUAUAUGGGCGUCACAUUGCACACAAUUAUUGAUAAACAAAAUAAAUCUUAUUUGUUAUCGUUUCUUCCACUUGCUGGUCGUCAUACAGGUGAAAAUUUAAUUAGUGAGUUUGAAAAAAUUCUUCAGUUUUAUUCUAUCCAGAAAACGUUGGUCAGAUUAGUCACAGAUAACGCAUCUAAUAUGAUAAAAGCAUUCGAUAAGCUGAUACUACCAGGUUUUGAAGAAUAUUUCAAAGAAGAAAAUGAAGAAGUUGAAUCUAAUCGAAAGUCUGGUUCGGAUAAAAUAAAUGAUGAUUUAAACGAAGUGAUAGAUGAAGCAUUAAUGACGAUUGAUUUUAAGCGAAUACCAUGUUUCGCUCAUACUCUACAACUUGUUGUUGACGAUGGCAUCAAAAAUUCAGCUGCAGUCAAAUCGUCAUUAACAAAAAUAGCCAAAAUUGCUAAAUUUUCACAUACCCGUACAGUUUUUGCUGAACGUCUUGAGAUAUUAAAAGCUACAAUACCAUCAAAUACAAAUAUUCGAUGGAAUAGUCAAUUUCAUACAAUAACAAAAGUUGUUCAAAUCGAUAUCGAUAAAUUGAAUAUUAUUUUAUAUGAAUUAAAUAAAUCUCAAUUAAUGUUAACACAACGAAAUAAAAUAAUAAUCGAUGAAUUUAUUUCGUUAUUCUAUUUAUUCAAUGAAGCAACCAUACAAACACAGGCUGAAAAUUCUCCAACGAUAAGUCUUGUUGGUCCUUGUCUAUUAAGUAUAUUAAAUGAUUUGGAACAUGAACAAGGAAAACUAAUCUACAACUAG
Messenger RNA from Didymodactylos carnosus, 1359 nucleotides. The record is from the annotation of a GenBank genome assembly. Lineage: Eukaryota; Metazoa; Rotifera; Eurotatoria; Philodinida; Philodinidae.